GAGUAAAAAGUGAGUCCCUCCAAAGAAUUACACAACUCUCCACUUUUCUUUCCCGUUUGCCUUCUUCCGUCAUUCAUUCGAUUUUGAGCAGUUAAGAACUCGCUCAGGGAAAUAUGAUUUUCUUGUGCUGGUCUCGUCCAUCUCGUCAAGAAGAGAAAGCAUGUAUCAACAAGUCAGGUGUUUUCAAUUAUGACAGUAGAUACAAAGGUGCUACAGCUAAGCCCGUGUUCAACCUUAAACAAGACAGAGAGCUCUCAGACAGUGGUUUUUUAGUUAACCAUGCCCGUAUUUUUGUGGGUUCGGGUCUCGAGACUUUUGAGAAAGGCAAAAGUGCACUUCAGAAUUGGAGGCAUUUUAGCUUGAAUUGGGCAUUUGUUGAUUCCAAGACUCGUAUUCAGAGUGGGGUGAAGUUUUGCGUGUGUGCAAAGGCAGUUUUGCCAUGGCUUUUGAUGCCUUUAGAAGUUGUCUACGUUGACGAAUCCAAGAACUCCAAAAAUGCAUUGGCCUCGUAUAGUUUCGGUAGUGGAACUCUUCAAGGACAUCUGCUGGCAGGGGAGGAGUGCUUCUCAAUAACGAUGGACGAGAAGAAGGACGUGUGGUAUGAAAUAGUUUCGUUUUCAAAGCCAGCCAAUUUUCUAUCGGUUAUUGGAUACCCUUACGUACUUUUGAGGCAAAAGCGUUUCGCUCGUGACUCUACAUUGGCAAUGCAGAAAUAUUUAUCUGCCGAUAUUGCCCCCUAGAGUGGAACCCGCUUAACGAUAUACCGAAGUUUCCGGUUUCGUUGGGGAUUGCGUGAAUUGUCUGCAGUUAAUAAACUGCGGUUAGGUACGAAGAGAGUUGGGGCUAUGGUGCGAUUUACGUGUUUUAGUAAUUUGCAGCAUCAGUUGUUGUGGUUGUGCAUUUGUAAAGUUUCUGUAAUUGGACUGUUUGGAUGUGCAUUAGACUUUAUUUGAUCUAAAAAUCAGAAAUGUUCUGAAUGCAAAAUGUCAUGUUUUCUAUAGAGAAUGUUUAUGGAUGUUAAAAAUUAAAUGAAAAUUUUAGAGCUAA
Erythranthe guttata (spotted monkey flower) is the source of this 1047-nucleotide messenger RNA. Its product is annotated as outer envelope protein. The record is from RefSeq and is a predicted model, not a curated record. NCBI's taxonomy places the organism in Eukaryota, Viridiplantae, Streptophyta, Magnoliopsida, Lamiales, Phrymaceae.